Molecule: messenger RNA, 2004 nt
Organism: Homarus americanus (American lobster)
Lineage: Eukaryota; Metazoa; Arthropoda; Malacostraca; Decapoda; Nephropidae
Product: leucine-rich repeat extensin-like protein 5
Exons: 6
Coding region: 1-2004 (667 amino acids)
Source: RefSeq, a predicted model, not a curated record
AUGUGUGCAGGAGCAUCAUGUGACACCAUGAUUGGCGGAACAUACUUCAGCCACAUGAGUAAGAUGAGUACUAUACCCCUACCUCAUCCCCAACAGGAGUACUACACCCCACUCACCCUCAUCCCCAACAGGAGUACUCAUACCCCACUACCCUCAUCCCCAACAGGAGUACUCAUACCCCUACUCAUCCCCAACAGGAGUACUAUACCCCUACCUCAUCCCCAACAGGAGUACUAUACCCCACUACCCUCAUCCCCAACAGGGGAGUACUAUACCCCACUACCUCAUCCCCAACAGGAGUACUAUACCCCUCUACUCAUCCCCAACAGGAGUACUAUACCCCCCACCCUCAUCCCCAACAGGAGUACUAUACCCCACUACCUCAUCCCCAACAGGAGUACUAUACCCCACUACCCUCAUCCCCAACAGGAGUACUAUACCCCACUACCCUCAUCCCCAACAGGAGUACCUAUACCCCUCUACUCUCAUCCCCAACAGGAGAGUACUAUACCCCACUACCCUCAUCCCCAACAGGAGUACUAUACCCCCACUACCCUCAUCCCCAACAGGAGUACUAUACCCCACUACCCUCAUCCCCAACAGGAGUACUAUACCCCUACUCUCAUCCCCAACAGGAGUACUAUACCCCACCACUCAUCCCCAACAGAAGAGUACUAUACCCCACUACCUCAUCCCCAACAGGAGUACUAUACCCUCUACUCAUCCCCAACAGGAGUACUACACCUCUACUCCAUCCCCAACAGGAGUACUAUACCCCUCUACUCUCAUCCCCAACAGGAGUACUAUACCCCACCUUACCCUCAUCCCCAACAGGAGUACUAUACCUCUACUCUCAUCCCCAACAGGAGAGUACUAUACCCUCUACUCAUCCCCAACAGGAGUACUAUACUCUACUCAUCCCCAACAGGAGUACUAUACACCACUACCCUCAUCCCCAACAGAGUACUCAUACCCUCUACUCUCAUCCCCAACAGGAGUACUAUACCCCCUACUCAUCCCCAACAGGAGUACUAUACCCCACUCCCCUCAUCCCCAACAGGAGUACUAUACCCCACUCACCCUCAUCCCCAACAGGAGUACUAUACCCCUACUCUCAUCCCCAACAGGAGUACUCAUACCACUACCCUCAUCCCAACAGGAGUACUAUACCCCACUACCCUCAUCCCCAACAGGAGUACUAUACCCUCUACUCAUUCCCCAACAGGAGUACUAUACCCCUCUCUCAUCCCCAACAGGAGUACUUAUCCCCUACCAUCCCCAACAGGAGUACUAAUACCCCACUACCCUCAUCCCCAACAGGAGUACUAUACCCCUACUCUCAUCCCCAACAGGAGUACUAUACCCCACUACCCUCAUCCCCAACAGGAGUACUAUACCCCUUACUCUCAUCCCCAACAGGAGUACUAUACCCUCUACUCUCAUCCCCAACAGGAGUACUAUACCCCUACUCUCAUCCCCAACAGGAGUACUAUACCCCACUACCCUCAUCCCCAACAGGAGUACUAUACCCCUACUCUCAUCCCCAACAGGAGUACUAUACCCCACUACCCUCAUCCCCAACAGGAGUACUAUACCCUCUACUCUCAUCCCCAACAGGAGUACUAUACCCCACUACCCUCAUCCCCAACAGGAGUACUAUACCCCCUACUCUCAUCCCCAACAGGAGUACUAUACCCCACUACCCUCAUCCCCAACAGGAGUACUAUACCCCUCUACUCAUCCCCAACAGGAGUACUAUACCCCACUACCCUCAUCCCCAACAGGAGUACUAUACCCCACUACACUCCCUCAUCCCCAACAGGAGUACUAUACCCCACUACCCUCAUCCCCAACAGGAGCCUUCUCUACCCCACUACCCUCAUCCCCAACAGGAGCAUUCUACCCCCAUACCCUCAUCCCCAACAGGAGCGCUCUACCCCCCUUCAGCAGCUUUACAUGUCGGUGUUUGAGACAGUUCGGGCGGUGAUCCAUCAAGGCCCCUGA